CAACCUCCUCGUAUAAAAACGAAGGGUGACGAUUUUGAGUUCGUCAGAGAACAGGAACCCAAUGAUUCCCAUAUGUCCAGUAGUCUCCUUCACCUAUGUGCCCAGCCGGCUAGGUGAAGAUGCCAAAAUGGCUACCGGCAACUAUUUUGGAUUUACCCAUGGUGCUGCUGCGCAGUUCAGUCAGCAGCCAUCGGCUGGGGUGGCAUACACGCACCCCACCACGGUGGCGAGCUACACUGUGCACCAGGCGCCAGUGGCGGCCCACACGGUGGCGGCAGCCUAUGCCCCCACGGCCGCCACAGUUGCCGUAGCCAGACCCGCGCCUGUGGCCGUGGCCGCCGCCGCGACAGCCGCCGCCGUCUACGGGGGCUACCAGCCGGCGCACGCCACCGCCACAGACUACGCCUACGCCGCCGCGGCCCAACGCCAACCGGAGGUGCCGCCCCCGCCACCACCCGUCACCUCGCAGAACUAUCAGGACUCCUAUUCGUACGUACGGUCCACGGCUCCGGCGGUGGCCUAUGACAGUAAGCAAUACUACCAGCAGCCCACAGCCACUGCUGCAGUGGCAGCCGCGGCCCAACCACAACCCAGCGUAGCCGAGUCCUACUAUCAGACAGCUCAAAAAACAGGCUACACGCAGGGAGCCACCGCCUACACGCAGACCCAACAAACGCGGCAGGUGACGGCCAUCAAGCCGGCCACCCCCAGCCCGGCCACCUCCACCUUCUCCAUCUACCCGGUGUCCUCCGCCGUGCAGCCGGCCGCCGCAGCCUCCGUCGUCCCCACCUACUCCCAGAGCCCCACCUACAGCACCAACGCUGUCACCUAUUCAGGUACGUCGUAUUCGGGCUACGAGGCGGCCGUGUACUCGGCGGCAUCCUCCUACUACCAGCAGCAGCAGCAACAACAGCAGCAGAAGCAGGCGGUGGCAGCGGCGGCCGCCACGGCAGCCUGGACCGGCAGCACCUUCACCAAGAAGACGCCCUUCCAGAGCAAGCAGCUCAAGCCCAAGCAGCCCCCCAAGCCCCCGCAGAUACACUACUGCGACGUCUGCAAGAUCAGCUGCGCAGGCCCACAGACGUACAAGGAGCACCUGGAGGGCCAGAAGCACAAGAAGAAGGAGGCAGCCCUGAAGGCGUCCCAGAGCAGCAGCAGCGGCGGCGGGACGGGGGGCUCGGCCAGCUCGGCCCGCGGCACCCAGAACCAGCUGCGCUGCGAGCUGUGCGAUGUCUCCUGUACCGGUGCUGACGCCUACGCCGCACACAUCCGCGGAGCCAAGCACCAGAAGGUGGUGAAGCUGCACACCAAGCUGGGCAAGCCCAUCCCCUCCACGGAGCCCAGCGUGGUCACCCAGACCUCCAGCGCCACCACGGCCGCGCCCAGCAAAGCCUCCUCUGGCAGCUCUACAGCAGGCAGCUCGGCCACCGGUGGUGGUGGAGGAGGGGGUGGCAUGGGGACCAGUGUACCCUCCCCUGCCCCUGCCUCCGCCGCGGGCGCCGCCGGCUCGUCCUACCUGAAGCCGGUCAGCUUGGUGAACAGUGGCAGCUCGGCGGCUGCGGCGGCCGUGCAAGGCAAGAGCCCGGUCACCGGCAGCCUGCCUACCAACGCCAGCGCCGUCAAGAAAGCCAACACUCCCAAGAUCAACUUUGUUGGAGGAAGUAAGUUGCAGACAACGGGUGCGAGGGUGGACGACAACAAAGCCGAGAUGGCCAAACCAGCCCCCGCCUCGUUGGGGGCACAGUCGCCGGACAUGAAGGUCGACGCGUCUGAUUCGCUGUCUGCGCAGGCCGCCCUGGCCGCCCUGCAGAGUGACGUCCAGCCCGUGGGACACGACUAUGUGGAAGAGGUACGCAACGAUGAAGGCAGGGUGAUCCGCUUUCAUUGCAAGCUGUGUGAAUGUAGUUUUAACGAUCCAAACGCCAAGGAGAUGCACUUAAAAGGACGAAGGCAUCGGCUGCAGUACAAGAAAAAGGUCAACCCGGACCUCCAGGUGGAAGUGAAGCCCAGCAUCAGAGCACGCAAGAUCCAGGAGGAGAAGAUGAGGAAGCAGCUGCAGAAGGAGGAGUACUGGAGGAGGAGAGAGGAGGAGGAGCGCUGGAGGAUGGAGAUGAGGCGCUAUGAGGAGGAUAUGUACUGGAGGCGCAUGGAGGAGGAGCAGCACCACUGGGACGACCGUCGCAGGAUGCCCGACGGGGGCUAUCCACAGGGCCCGCCCGGCCCACCGGGACUCCUGGGCGUCCGGCCCGGCAUGCCCAUCCCCCAGCCACAGGGCCCAGUGCCCCUGCGCCGUCCGGACACCUCUGAUGACCGCUACGUGAUGACCAAGCACGCCGCCAUCUACCCCUCCGAGGACGAGCUGCAGGCCAUCCAGAAGAUCGUCUCCAUCACAGAGCGCGCCCUCAAGCUGGUCUCCGACAUCAUCACGGACCAAGACAAGGGCAAGGAGACAGAGGAUAAGGAGAAGAAAGACAUCCCCAAAGACCGAGCUCUGAAGGGCGUGAUGAGGGUGGGCGUGCUGGCCAAAGGCCUGCUGCUGCGUGGAGACAAGAACGUCAACCUGGUGCUGCUCUGCUCCGAGAAGCCCACCAAGAGCCUCCUCAGCCGCAUCGUAGAGCACCUGCCCAAGCAGCUCACGAUGGUGACACCGGAGAAGUACGAAGUGAAGGGCUCCAUCCAGGAGCCGGCCAUCAUCCUGACGUCCGGCGCCGAGCCCAAGAUGCAGGUCACCAUCACCCUUACGUCGCCCGUCAUCCGAGAGGAGGGCCCCCGGGAUGGAGAUGUAACCUCGGGUAUGGUGAAAGACCCAGCGGACGUCUUGGACAGGCAAAAAUGCCUUGACGCUCUGGCUGCUCUACGCCACGCUAAGUGGUUCCAGGCUAGAGCUAACGGCCUCCAGUCCUGUGUCAUUAUCAUUCGCAUCCUGAGGGACCUGUGUCAGCGAGUACCCACGUGGUCCGCCUUCCCCAGCUGGGCUAUGGAGCUGCUGGUGGAGAAGGCGAUCAGCAGCGCGUCCGGCCCUCUGAGCCCCGGCGAUGCCCUACGCAGAGUCUUUGAAUGUAUUUCCUCCGGCAUCCUGCUCCCUGGUGGCCCUGGUUUGAUCGAUCCGUGCGAGAAGAAUCCCACAGACACAUUGGCAUCCAUGGAUGAGCAGCAGAGGGAGGAUAUAACCUCCAGUGCCCAGUUUGCGCUGAGGCUGUUGGCGUUCCGGCAGAUCUACAAGGUGCUGGGCAUGGACCCGCUCCCCCAGAUGAAUGCCCGCUUUAACGUGCGCAACAACCGCAAGCGCCGGCGCGACAACAGUGACGGUACAGAUGGCUUCGAGGCCGAGGGCAAGAAGGACAAGAAGGACCAUGAAGGCUUCUAAAAGCAAUGCGCAGAAAGAAACGCAAAGAAAAUAAUGCAAAAAAAAUAAACAAAACAAACAAACAAAAAAACAAAACAAAACAAAACCAAUAAUAGUGCCCCCUCGUCCUUGUGUGCUUAGUCUGUUGCAAGGGUGGCAGCCCUUUCCUGAUGUGUCGCGUAAAAGGCCCUGCAAAUGUAUGCCUGGUCUGGUGUGCCAGCUACCUUAUUUGCACUACCAUCUAGUUUUUGGAAACUCAGUGGUCUGAGGGAACAAUUGAUUUGACUUUUUAUUUAUUUUUUGACGUCGCAGAAAAUUGCGACUGCUCCCGAGUAAAAGGAAUGAGGAAAAAAAAAAAAAAAUUGGAAAAGAUUGGCCUUUGUUAUAGCGGAGCAGUCAAUGCAGAAGUCAUUUGUGUUUUUUUUUCUAAUUGUUGCUGGUGUGAACGCUUAAUUCACUUCGAUUACACAUGACCCUUCAGGAAUGGCGUGUCCCAGGUCGUUCCACUACAUUUUUAUUAAAACGAUGGUUGUAAUAUAUUUGUUUUCUUGGUUUGCUGCAGUUUGGGUUGUAUCGAUGUUGAGCAAAUAAGUCAACUGAUAGCUUUAAAGGGCAUUCGAAUAACCACUUUUGAAGUAGAUCGAACUUUACUGUGGUUUGGACCUAAACGCACCUAGCUGACGCCAUCUUACCCCAAAUGUCUAAACUAGAAGUACUUUAUGACUGUAACUUCCUACACUUUAUUCCUACGUUUUAUUUUGACAGUGACAUUCCUGAAACCAUUCUUCUAAAAAAAAAGAUAUAUAUAUAAUAUACAGUAUAUUAUCUAUUAUUGAAAGUGAAAUAAUGUGUAUGUUAGUCUUGUAGUCAUGUUAUGAUCAACCUGGACAAAAUGCUAAUGCGUAUGAGCAUGUAUUUUCUAGUUCUAGUACAUUUCGAGGGUUUGGCUGUUGGCUUAUGAGAAUUAAGGAAUCUAAUUUGGCUCAUGAAUAUUUUACUUUUUUUCUAACAUUUUAAGUUGUUAUCAGAACAUUACUUCUGAAUAACACUAGUGGUGCAAAGUUGAGGUUUUGUCUAAAUGGUAGAAUACGAGUGUUCUAAAUAUUCACUGAGGGGCUGUGACUAGUCGUAAAUGUAUUUCUGAAGAGACACUGAUCCCUUGGUUAAGUUUUUUGUGUUCAUAGUGUUCUCCUUAAAUGUAUCCUCAAUGUAUAUAUGCGAUCAUAUAUAUCUCUCUAUAUAUGAUGUCUAAUAUAUGUGAUCACACAUAAGGCUUAUAUCUCGCAAUAGAUAUUGAAAGUGUUCUUUUAUGUUUUAUGGAAGCAUGGCUGUCAUCUUUUCCCAAUUUAUGUUCAUAUGACCUUUUUGUUUUUAUGUUACUGUGGUUUUGGUUUUUAUUUCAUUGGUUAAAUAGAACAAUCGCUUGCCCGCAAUCUCGAUUUAAAAACUGAGUAGUUUGUUGAGACUCUCUUGAAUUGGAUAAAGACUGGGAGGAAGAACCAUGUAAUACCAGUGUUGUAAUUUGCAGUUUGAUGUAAAAACCACCCCUUUGAUGCUGGAACUUGCUGUCAAAGUGCUACUGCAUUACAAUAAGCAGAAUAAAAUACAUUUCCAGAAUG
Engraulis encrasicolus (European anchovy) is the source of this 4965-nucleotide messenger RNA. It is a transcript of the gene zfr, whose product is annotated as zinc finger RNA binding protein. Gene Ontology annotation, cellular component: precatalytic spliceosome. NCBI's taxonomy places the organism in Eukaryota, Metazoa, Chordata, Actinopteri, Clupeiformes, Engraulidae. Gene Ontology annotation, molecular function: zinc ion binding; single-stranded RNA binding; double-stranded RNA binding. The record is from RefSeq and is a predicted model, not a curated record. The coding region runs from base 62 to 3367 and encodes 1101 amino acids. The transcript is spliced from 20 exons.